Molecule: messenger RNA, 1146 nt
Organism: Neoarthrinium moseri
Lineage: Eukaryota; Fungi; Ascomycota; Sordariomycetes; Amphisphaeriales; Apiosporaceae
Exons: 4
Coding region: 1-1146 (381 amino acids)
Biological process (GO): malate transmembrane transport
Cellular component (GO): membrane
Molecular function (GO): malate transmembrane transporter activity
Source: RefSeq, a predicted model, not a curated record
AUGUCCGAUGAAGAAAACCCCCAACCGGCCUCCUCCUCCCCUGGGACCGCCGCGGUGGGUGACCACUCCUCAAAGUCAUCGCGGAUCGAGAGGCACCGCCGGGCCCAUGGCUACACAUCCGCCCGCGUCUCGCUCAAGGAGCGGCUCUCGCACUUCACGUGGUCAUGGUUCGAGUGCACCAUGUCAACGGGCGCCAUCGCGACCCUGCUCGGCCAGCAGCCGUAUACGUUCAAUGGACUCGUCGCUAUCGGCAAGGUCUUCUUCGUGCUCGACCUGGCCCUCUUCGUGCUCUUCUCGGCGCUGAUCACUGCGCGGUUUCUGAUGCAUCCCAGCGCCCUGAAGACGCCGCUGCAUCAUCCGCACGAGAGCUUCUUCUUCGGCACCCUCUGGGUGUCGCUCGCGCUCAUCCUCUACGGAAUCCAGGAGUACGGCGUGCCGGCGACGGGGCCGUGGCUCGUCCGCGCCCUCGAGGUGCUCUUCUGGCUGUACGCGGCCUGUGCGCUGCUGGUCGUUAUCUUCCAGUACCACGUCAUCUUCGACGAGGAGGAGCUGCCCGUCCGGGACUGCAUACCGGUCUGGAUCCUCCCGGCUUACCCGUUCCUGGUCCUCGGGCCCCUGGCGGCCGUGCUGGAGUAUUCACAGCCGCAGCCUGCCGCGACGCCCAUCUUGAUCAGUGGCCUUGUGUUUGAGGGGCUGGGGUGGAGCGUGGCUUUCAUCAUGUACACAGUUUACUUCACGAGGCUGAUCAACAGCAAACUGCCAUUCGAGUCCAAGAGGCCUGGCAUGUUCGUCGCCGUCGGCCCGGCUGGAUAUGCGUCUACCACCCUCGCCUCUCGAGGCAUGCAAGCCCCCAUAGUGAUCCCGCCUAAUUACCUGGGCAUCACCUCGGUCCCCACAGGCGACCUAUGGAAGGCCUUCGCUGUUCCGGCCGCCAUGUUCGUGUGGCUGCUGGGCUUCUGGUUCUUCGCGCUGGCGACCGUAUCCUGCCUGAAGGGGGCGCGGGCCAUGCACUUCACGCUCAACUGGUGGGCAUUCAUCUUCCCCAACGUUGGACUCACCAUCGGCGCCAUCUCCAUCGCCAAUGCCAUCGACAGCUCGGGCAUCAAGGGACUGUGUAGUGGGCUAAGCGUCCUCCUGGUGGGCUAA